This is a messenger RNA of Hibiscus syriacus, 1904 nucleotides long. Its product is annotated as ribosomal lysine N-methyltransferase 4-like. Gene Ontology annotation, molecular function: protein-lysine N-methyltransferase activity; protein binding. Gene Ontology annotation, biological process: peptidyl-lysine monomethylation. Lineage: Eukaryota; Viridiplantae; Streptophyta; Magnoliopsida; Malvales; Malvaceae. The record is from RefSeq and is a predicted model, not a curated record.
AUGGCAGAACUAUUGGCGAUUAAGAGAGGACUGAUUAUUAUCGAAGAAUUAGGAUCUGCCCUAAGUCAGAGGGUUAUUCUAGAAUCGGAUUUGAGUAACACACUGAAAUGGAUUAAAAUCCGGACUCAUGCUCCCCUAUGUUCAGUCCUUGGUGAAGGAUAUAGCUUCUCGUAUGGAAAGACAAGGCACUCUUUUCCUCCUUCCAAUGUCCUUCAUGUUACUGUUGCAACAUGGGGGUAUGAAGGGUUGCUUUCUCACCCUAGUGUUAGACCAUCUGAGUGCAUAUCUCCUGGAAAGAAGGUUCUGGAGGACAUUUCUCACUGGAGUUUAUCCAAAAUGGAGAAUUUAAUAUCGGAAGACUCCUUUCAUGUUAAUGAGCUUCAGACUCUUGCCUCUUUAGUCUUCGUCAAAGGCAUCUAUUGCAGGUCACUUUUUGCGUCUGAAAAAAUUCGAAGUGGGGACUGCAUACUUAAAGUUCCUUACAGUUUGCAUAUAACAACAGACAGUCUUCUUCCAAAGAUUAAAGCUUUACUAAGUGAUCAAAUCGGGAUUAUUUCAAAGCUAGCUAUCGUCCUUUUAGUUGAACAAAAAAUGGACCAGGAUUCCGAAUGGGCCCCUUACAUCCGUCGCCUUCCUCGACAUGGAGAAAUUCAUAGUACGAUUUUCUGGAGUGAAUACGAGUUGGAUAUGAUUCGUCAAAGCUCAGUGUAUCAAGAAACACUUAAUCAAAAGGCUAAAAUAGAAAAGGACUUUGCUGCAGUUGUGCCUGCCCUUCAGCAGUUACCCGAUCUUGAAAGCAUCACACUUCAGGAUUUCAUGUGUGCAUAUUUCUCAGUAACAUCUCGUGCCUGGGAAAGUUCGAAGGGCCUAUCUCUGAUUCCAUUUACAGAUUUUAUGAAUCACGAUGGGAUUUCAAAAUCAAUUGUAUUAUUCGAUGAUGAUAAAAUGCUGUCAGAGGUUAUUGCUGAUCGUAACUAUGCUCCUGGUGAAGAGGUAAUAAUAAGUUAUGGAAAACUUCCAAAUGCCUCACUGCUGUUGGAUUUUGGUUUCACACUUCCCGACAACAUUCACGACCAGGUACAAAUCCAGUUGAAUAUCCCAUAUGAUAUUCUACGUGAGAAGAAAUUGGAACUUGUGCAACAUCAUACACCGAAAAUUAAAGACUCAAGUGUCGUAAGCUCUGAAGACACUUUUGUAAUCAAGGAAGUUAGAUCUCCUCAAGGAAAAGGGAAGGGUCUUCCACAGGCACUGCGUGCAUUUGCUCGUGUUGUGUGUUGCAACUCUCCCCCAGAACUUAAUGACUUGGUCAUGGAAGCUGAACGUAUUGAUGGUCGGUUAGCUCAGUGUCCCUUAAAAGAUAGCCGGAGAGAGUUUAAGGCACAUCAAAUGUUAUUAUCUCACAUCACUCGCUCAAUGCAGAAAUAUGAUGCUUCCAUUAAGUCGCUCGCUCUUUUCAACUUCCCCUCAAUGAGUAAUACGUUCGCUCUUCGAAGGCAAAUGGCUCACAAUCUCCUUACCGGUGAACUUCGUGUCCUGAGUUAUGCGUCCGCAUGGUUGGACAAUUACUGUGCGAUUUUGAAAUCAACAAUUAACUGUUCGAGUCAUUGAUAUUAAAAGCAAAUCCCAAAGGGUAUAGUGAACCGUAAGCACUUAAGGUGGUUUAAGCAAGCUUUUGGAAUCAUCCUUAUGCCUCUAAUUAGGAUUGUAAAUAAGACGAGAUAGAUCGUGAGCUACUCGAGGUCGAUUUGGUCAAAGUUCGAUCAAAUCUCGAAUUGAAUGGACUCAAGCUCAAAAUCGAUUUGAAUUCUUAACGAGUCGAAACGAAUUACUUGAUACACGACUCGAAAAACUAACAUGCAACUCGAAAAAAAAUAUUAACAGUACAAUAAUUUAUUCUUUUUUUU